Sphaeroforma arctica JP610 is the source of this 2731-nucleotide messenger RNA. RefSeq lists its product as hypothetical. The record is from RefSeq and is a predicted model, not a curated record. The annotation marks the transcript as partial. NCBI's taxonomy places the organism in Eukaryota, Ichthyosporea, Ichthyophonida. The transcript is spliced from 4 exons.
GCUUAGGUCUACGUGGGCAGGUAUCAACAAAACGGUGCAGAAACAGUACGACGAGAUGUGUGUACUCAUGGGAGAGGAUAACAACUUUACAGCGCUUCGCGAAGCAUACAGCAACGCACGCGCACAUGUGUCAGGGACUAUCACGCACACACAAACGCUCACAGAUACAAACACGUCUCCUACGUACGCGCCGGAUGUGGCGACUACUACACCUAUGUCCCUGUGUGUCAGCAUGGGUAUGAGCAUCCAGGAAAAUGUAUUGCCUAACAAAGGUUCAUCCUCAAAGUUAUCUGCACAGACUGACACACACGCACACACACUAUCACAGCCCUAUACGCAAUCACAAGCACACACACGCACACACACACACACGCGCGCGCCCAUACCCUCCACCAUGGUCACGCCCAGUAUUGGUAACAUAAGUGCCGAUGUGGCCAUCUGCACCGGAAGGUGUACCAAGAACAGUAGUACCAUGAACAAGCGAAAUAGCACCCCAGCCGCCUCAGCCAGCCCAACCACCACAACCACCCCUACGUCUCCCAUGCGAUCAUGCUCGCCGAACGGGUCACGUUCAGGGUCACCAACACACACCCAAACACAUAUAUCCAAGCAUUCUCCGUCACGUGGGCGUGCAUCCAGCCCAACGUACACGCCUGCGCACUCUCAGCGAGAAAGGAGACGGCUACGCGGCAGUAGUAGCAGUGGCACAAGCACGACGCGCAUGGAGAGUGUAUCGAAAAGCCCCGUGAGAGGGAGUUCCGGGGGUGCGGGGGAGUGGUCUACGGGGGGCGGUGAUAUGGGGUAUGGAGAAGGUGGAAGUAGUAGAGGUAGUCAUAUGGGUUAUUUGGAAUACCCAGAAGAGGAUACGGAGAGACGCUCAUUGCUACACACGUUGACACAUCUGAACACGAUCGACAGUGUGGGGUGUGAGAGUGGGAGUGUUGGUGGUUGCCAUGUUAACGAUGGGUUGGGCACUGGCACGCCCACACCGACGAUGACACCCGUGCUGACACCGACACGUCCGCUGAGUGUGAAUAUGAAUGCAUCUGCGAGUGUAGAGGUUGAUCUGUGUAUACCUACACACAUACACACUCGCGCAGAUACGAAUACACCACCACCACCUACAGAUGUAGAAACUCACACACAAACACACGAAGCUUCACUCGGUGUAUCGGAUGCAGGUGCAACCGAUGAAAGACCCGCAAGCAGCACCGUAGCACACACACCCAACGACGAUACAGAUAACGCACCUGAAAGCCUGAUGGGGGGCGGAAAAGGUAUUGUAACUGGCGACAGCGAAGAUGUCAGUGCGUGUGCUGAACCUCCAUCGAAGGGCCGUAGCCGUACUAAGGCAGGCCCAGACACUCUGGUGCCGAGAGCGAUACCUUUCUUGGGCAUGUUUUUGACGGAUCUGAUAUAUGCGGAUGUGGCGCUGGCGGACAACAAGGAGGAGCGAGACAAGCAGACCAUCGAGAUCAUCGAACGUAGUGGCGUGGGGGCGCAAGUGGUUGAGAAGGAAGCACGUAUGCGUGCACGGGCCCAAGCAGCGCGGCUGACCCAGGCCAACAGCACGGAUAUAGGGGACGUUUUGGGGGCAUCUAAGAGUGAAGAGGUUGGGGUACAUGAGGCGGAGUGUACCAUCUACGAGGCAAUGCACACGCACGGUACGAGUGUGUACUCUAGCACUACCACCAGUCUGUGUACCGUGGGGACCAAUAGCAUAGACAGCCUGUGUACCGGAAUGGGAUUGGGAGUGGAUAUCGGGACGGGCGUAGGAGGGGUUGAUAAACCCUCCAGGCAAGACUUCAGCAUGUCUAUGGACGAUACCCUGUUAGACAGCAACGCUAGCGGGGCCAGUCACCACAAGUAUUCGGGUGUACAUGCAAACAGCACGUACAGUCGCGGUGCUUCUGCAAGCACAGAUGCAUUGGGUGUUGCGCUCGGUGAGCAUCGCAAGUCAAUUCGGACCCACUCGGAUGUGCCCUCGCGCAAACGGGAGGGGGUGUCCCAUGCACUCGAAGCAUUCAAUGACAGUCUGGGGGACAGCCUCGUAUAUGGCCACGAGGGCAAAUCUCGAGCCGCGAAGACAGACACAAAGCUCAAUAUACCUACUACCAGGGUGCGUGCAUGGUCAAAUGGAAUAUGGUACAAGGCAAAGGAGCCUUCAUGGGAAGCAGUCAAUGCCCAGCCCAGAACGCGUACACCUGUGUCUGAGAAGAAGGACUUGGGUGCACAGACAGGUGCAAAUAGCAGCCGCCCUACAGCGAGGGUGAAGCAAGGGGGUAGGAAGGCUACCAGCAGUGCACAUUUGAGACCCAUUGUGGGCCUGUCCAGUUAUAUGCAAGGGCUGUCAAGAUUCACAGUGUUGAUGGAUGAGCGAGAGGCGUAUAACCUGUCCCUGCGAUGCGAGCCGAAGGCUGACCGCACGCAUAGGCCUGAGCAGCAGUGGAAGGUGAUCGAUCCAAAACUGUUCGACACUGACUCACUCCAUGGGAGCACGCCGGAUACGAUACUCAAAGCACUAAACAUAUUCGAUGAGAGGCUCGACCGUUUGCAUAUGCGCUUGCAAAGCAAGACCCCUCCCACGUUCGAAGAUGUAGCUCUCGCCACGUUUGAUAUCAUGUGCGCAGUUGUGCGCCUUAGGAUACCAGGCUUAACCCAUGGCAGAUGUCAAACGAAACGGCAAACGUGGACACAACAAGCUGCUGCAUAUAGUACGGUCAAUUUGUGA